AUGAAAGAUGAAAGUGCUACUUUAGGAUCAUUUGGGCUUCAUCACAAUUCAAAAAUACUUUUAAUCGGGACUAAACCAAAUGCAAAUGAUUUGGCAGAAACAUCCUCCAAUUCAUCAGAAGAGCAUGCAUUAAUACAAAAAAUAACUCAAUUACUACAUAAAUCUAAAACAACUUUAAUUCCACAAAUAGAAUCUUUUGAAACUUCUUCUUUAUUAGUGUUGGAUGGAAUCGAUUUUAGUAGUAAUAACAGUAGUCAGGAAUUUACGAUUGCUAGACAAAAAAGAAGAGAUGCUGUUAAAUUUACGCAACAAUUAAUUGAUAGAGUUGAUGAAGUUAAAGAAAAAUUAUUAAAGGCUAAUAUUAGUAAUAGUAAUAGCGGUGGCGGUGGAGGAAUAUUAGAAGGUACUGGAACUGGAGUAGGAAUCGCGGAAGAUGGAAAUGUUGAAAGACAAAAUGUAGAAGGAGAAAAUUAA
Molecule: messenger RNA, 474 nt
Organism: Entrophospora candida
Lineage: Eukaryota; Fungi; Glomeromycota; Glomeromycetes; Entrophosporales; Entrophosporaceae
Source: the annotation of a GenBank genome assembly